Messenger RNA from Colletotrichum karsti, 1359 nucleotides. Its product is annotated as transmembrane amino acid transporter. Lineage: Eukaryota; Fungi; Ascomycota; Sordariomycetes; Glomerellales; Glomerellaceae. The coding region runs from base 1 to 1359 and encodes 452 amino acids. Gene Ontology annotation, molecular function: L-lysine transmembrane transporter activity; L-arginine transmembrane transporter activity; L-glutamate transmembrane transporter activity. The record is from RefSeq and is a predicted model, not a curated record. The transcript is spliced from 3 exons. Gene Ontology annotation, biological process: amino acid transmembrane transport. Gene Ontology annotation, cellular component: fungal-type vacuole membrane.
AUGCUCGGUGUGUUUCUAAUAGUCUGGUCCGGCGUCACCGCCGCCUUCGGCCUCUACCUGCAGUCUCGCUGCGCCCGGUACCUCGACCGCGGAUCCUCCUCCUUCUUUGCGAUAUCCAAGAUCACGUACCCGAACGCCGCCAUCAUCUUCGAUACCGCCAUUGCGAUAAAGUGCUUCGGCGUGGGCGUCUCUUACAUGAUCAUCAUCGGCGACCUGAUGCCCAAGGUCUGCCUGGGGUUGUUCAGUGGCUUGGCGGAGACGAGGCCGUAUCUCGGCGAGAGGAACUUUUACAUCACGCUCUUCAUGCUGAUCAUUAUCCCGCUGAGUUUCCUCAAGCGCCUGGAUUCUCUCAAGUAUACCAGCAUCGUUGCGCUGGUAUCCAUCGGGUACUUGAUUGUUUUGGUGGUCUAUCACUUUGCCGACAGUCCCCUCAAGGACACGAGCGGCAUCCGCGUGGUCCAGCCUGAAAGCACCGUGGCAGUCCUCAGUACUUUGCCGGUUGUGGUUUUUGCGUAUACUUGUCACCAGAACAUGUUCUCUAUUCUCAAUGAAAUCAAGGACAACUCGCCCGGCAGUGUCAUCGGCGUUGUUGGUUCCAGCAUCGGUUCCGCCGCCAGCAUCUACAUCCUCGUAGCCAUCACCGGCUACCUGACCUUUGGCAACGCCGUCACGGGCAACAUUGUGCAAAUGUACUCUGCGACUGUCGCGUCUUACAUCGGCCAACUGGCCAUCGUGGUCCUUGUCACAUUCUCGGUCCCCUUGCAGGUUCACCCCUGCCGCGCCUCCAUCGAUGCCAUCCUCAAGUGGCGUCCCAACCGGUCCUCCAACAACCGCUCCAACUCUCCCGGCGGCCGGCCUCUGCUGCCGUCGUCGGCUUCCAUCCGGUCGGACCAUGGAUCUACUUCGUCCAUGAGCGACGUCCGCUUCGCCAUCCUCACCAGCGCCAUUCUCAUUUUGUCUUACGUCACCGCCCUGUCGGUCCACAGCCUCGAAAGAGUCCUCGCCUACGUCGGAAGCACCGGCUCAACCAGCAUCAGCUUCAUCCUCCCGGGCCUGUUCUACUACAAGAUCAGCGACCCAGACAGCGUCCACCAGCAGCGUCUGCAUAAGGAGGACGACGACGCUGAUAUCCCGUCAGACGAGGAAGAUGAGGCCACCAUGAUCAACAGCAUUGCCAGCCUGGGCAGCGCGGCCAGUGUCGUCGUCAACCCCCGCAAGUGGAACCGCAAGUGGCGCUGGGACCUCGAGCACAUCGAGCAGGACCUCCUCCGCAAGCUCGCGCUCGCGCUGGCCAUCUACGGCCUGUGCGUCAUGGUUGUGUGCCUCAUCAUGAACAUUGUUUUCCACGCAUCGCAUUGA